Messenger RNA from Condylura cristata (star-nosed mole), 1095 nucleotides. RefSeq names its product translocase of inner mitochondrial membrane 50 homolog (S. cerevisiae) (gene TIMM50). The transcript is spliced from 11 exons. The annotation marks the transcript as partial. NCBI's taxonomy places the organism in Eukaryota, Metazoa, Chordata, Mammalia, Eulipotyphla, Talpidae. The record is from RefSeq and is a predicted model, not a curated record. Gene Ontology annotation, molecular function: phosphoprotein phosphatase activity.
AGGCUCGCGACGCCGUCCCCCCGGGCCCCGGACCAGGCCGCAGAAAUCGGGAGCCGCGGAGGUACCAAGACCCAGGCCCAGGGCCCACAACAGCAGCGGGGCACGGAAGGUCCCAGCUACGCCAAGAAAGUUGCACUCUGGCUUGCUGGGCUGCUCGGGGCCGGUGGGACCGUGAGCAUUGUCUAUAUCUUCGGAAACAACUCUGUGGAUGAAAAUGGUGCCAAGAUUCCUGAUGAAUUCGACAAUGAUCCCAUUCUGGUACAGCAGCUGCGCCGCACAUACAAAUACUUCAAAGAUUACAGACAGAUGAUCAUCGAGCCCACCAGCCCGUGUCUUCUCCCGGACCCGCUGCGGGAGCCCUACUACCAGCCGCCCUACACGCUGGUCUUGGAGCUCACUGGAGUCCUCCUGCACCCCGAGUGGUCGCUGGCCACUGGCUGGAGGUUCAAGAAGCGCCCAGGCAUCGAGACCUUGUUUCAGCAGCUGGCGCCUUUGUAUGAAAUCGUCAUUUUUACGUCAGAGACGGGCAUGACGGCGUUUCCGCUGAUUGACAGUGUGGACCCUCACGGCUUCAUCUCUUACCGCCUCUUUCGCGACGCCACGAGAUACAUGGACGGACACCACGUUAAGGAUAUCUCGUGCCUGAACCGGGACCCGGCCCGGGUGGUGGUCGUGGACUGCAAGAAGGAGGCCUUCCGCCUACAGCCCUACAACGGUGUCGCCCUGAGGCCCUGGGACGGCAACUCCGAUGACCGGGUCUUGUUGGACCUGUCUGCCUUCCUCAAGACUAUCGCUCUGAACGGCGUGGAGGACGUCCGGACGGUGCUGGAGCACUAUGCCUUGGAGGAGGACCCGCUGGAGGCUUUCAAACAGCGGCAAAGCCGGCUGGAGCAGGAGGAGCAGCAGCGCCUGGCUGAGCUCUCCAGAUCCAGCAAGCAGAACCUCUUCCUCGGCUCGCUCACCAGCCGCCUGUGGCCGCGCGCCAAGCAGCCCUGACUGCUGGGCCACCUCAGACUCUGCCUGGGUCCUGGGCCCUGGUGCUCCCAGACCCAGGCGUGGGCAGCCACAUGGCCAAUAAAGUCCACCCAGACGCCA